AUGAGCGACUCCAAAGUCGACGAUGUCGUCGUCGUUCAGCCGGUGACUGUGCCUCGCAAGCGCAGUGUCCCGCCUUUGCAAUGGCUGGCGCUGGCGUUCCUUGCAGUUGCUGUCUCGCUCCAGACACUUCGAAACAGUCUUACCCGCUCUUCUCCAAAUAGUGAUAGCGGAAGCGGCUCUGAUGUCUUCAAGAAUAGUAGAGACACUUCUCUGGAUGCCUGGGUCAAUAAACAAGCCGAGACCUCCUGGAAGGGUCUGCUCGACAACUUCAACAGAGAAGGAACAGACGCGGGCUGUAUGGUCGCUUCCCCUUCGACAGAGCUUCCGGACUACUGGUACCAAUGGACCCGCGACACUGCCCUCGUACUCAAGUCGGUUGUCCAGCGUUGGAUAGAGACGGAUCCUGCAGCCAGUGGACGGGAUCUACCAGCAAGCAGAGAGUGGUCGCGUCUCGAGCUGCUGAUCAGGCGAGUGGCGGACGAGCAGAUCAAGAUGCAGCACGAGCAGACGCCUUCUGGCGGCUUUGCGACGGGCGGCUUAGGAGAGGUCAAAUUUCACGUCAACGGCUCGGCUUUUGCAGGACCAUGGGGCCGACCACAAAGAGACGGUCCUGCUCUGCGCGCGACCGUCAUGACAGCUGUGGCGCAUCAUCUGCUGAACCGACCAGUGCACAACAACUCGAACAGUGGUCUCGACGUGGACUACGUCAAGGAGAAGCUCUACGAUGGCAAAUUUCCCAGCCAAUCACUCAUCAAGGCUGACCUUGAGUAUGUGGCGCACUACUGGCAAUCAGUCGGUUUCGACCUGUGGGAGGAAGUCAAAGGCGCACACUUCUUCACGCUGCUGGUAUCACAGCGUGCUCUCAGAGACGGCGCAGGAUUGGCAGAGCGACUCGGAGAUGCAAAAGCUUGCAGAUUCUACUGCGAGCAAGCACAAAAAUUAGAAAAGAAGCUUGCCCAAUUCUGGUAUCCAGACAAGCGCUACUUGCUAGCCAGCUUAGACUGGGCGAGCGAUCAUGGCAAGCACUCGUGGCUCGAUAUUGCAAACAUCCUUGCCGUCAACCACGCCCCUUCGAGCUCAUAUCCGAUUCGAAGUGAUCGGAUCAUGUCGACGCACUAUCUCGUCACAGAGUCAUUCAGAUCAAUCUACAAGAUCAACGCGCCAGACUUGCUGCAGCCUCCGAGUGGCAAGGUGAGAGGUCUUGCCAUUGGCAGAUAUCCAGAAGAUGUCUACAAUGGCACAUACGGCACCCUAGGCCAAACGGUCGGGCAUGCAUGGCAUCUCGCUACCCUUGGCGCAGCCGAAUAUCUGUACAAACUCGCAAACGACAUCGCACACUCUUCAGAAGCACUCACGAUCACAUCUGUCUCUGCACCCUUUGCGCAAGACAUUUUCCUUCACGCCGUCAAGAAUGCACGCAUACAGCCGGGAGCCAUCUUGUUGCCCAGCUCAGCAGCCUCGCAAACGUUUGUCAAGGGUCUGGUGAGGAAAGCGGACGCCUACUUGCGAACAGUCCAGCACUUCACGUCAUACCCGAACGGAUCUCUAUCAGAGCAGUAUCAUCGGGAUAGCGGCGCACCGGCAGGAGCACGGGAUCUCACAUGGAGCUAUGCCGCGUUUGUGUCUUGCGCUCAAGCGCGAUAUGGCCAUCCAACGCUCUGA
This is a messenger RNA of Mixia osmundae IAM 14324, 1662 nucleotides long. RefSeq names its product glycoside hydrolase family 15 protein. NCBI's taxonomy places the organism in Eukaryota, Fungi, Basidiomycota, Mixiomycetes, Mixiales, Mixiaceae. The record is from RefSeq and is a predicted model, not a curated record. Bases 1 to 1662 code for a protein of 553 amino acids. Gene Ontology annotation, cellular component: fungal-type vacuole. The transcript has 2 exons. Gene Ontology annotation, biological process: polysaccharide metabolic process. Gene Ontology annotation, molecular function: glucan 1,4-alpha-glucosidase activity.